UUUGUUAGAACCUUUUUUGUCUUCAGCUCUUGUACUGUUUUUUUUGGCAACCAAUUUUUUGCGGGCGUUUUGAAUGAAGGCAUUAGCGUUGCCUUCAAUUAGCGGGCUUUAAACGUAAAACAAACGCCAAUGGUGUUGGCAUUAAAUUCAGUCGUUACGCCCUCUCUACAUAUAAAAAGGAAACAUCGGCGGCUCUUUGACUGGCAGUUGCGUGGAAAGCAUUGACGCGGUUUGUCGAUUGAAUUAAAUAUAAAUAUCAUAUUUUCAUCGUUGAAUUAAAUAUUUAAAUAUGCCAUUGCAAUUGCUGUCGCCAAUGCCAUUGCUGCUUCUGGCGAUGAUUCUGCUGCUGUGCACGCACUUGAGUGGCGCGUUGGCUGUUGACAAGGAUGUGGCACCAGUUGGCGAUGUAAAAACGGAUUUGCUGUCAUUGGAGCAGGAAAUUGGCGGCGCUGCGGUGCCGGCUGAAUCGGAAUCUGAUUCGCAGCGAAAUCCGCAUCCGGUUCGUCGAAGGCGUGGCAUCUUCUUCAGCGGCAGCAUCGGCGGAUUACCCUUCCUUAACUGGGCCAGUGGUUAUUCUUGGGCAUAUCCUGGCUAUCCGUACAACUACUAUGGCUCACCGGGCUCACCAGGCUCACAAUUGCCUGGCUAUUAUGGCUAUGGCAGUGGCUACUAUCCCGGCUACCUGGGCUAUCAGAAAAUUAUCAUCGGCUAAUGCAGAUUUGCUAAGGGAACAAAAAGGCAGAGCGAAAUAUCGAUUAGAAAGCCCCUUUCAAUGUGAGAUUAUAAAUAAUGGCCGGGAAGGAGCAGCGACGACCCUUUCGCAGUUUGUUAUUUUACUUAUUGUUGCUGCUUUUAAAUUAAUUUGCCGGACACGAAAAAAGUUGAGCUAAGUUGAAGAGGUGGGGGUGCGAAAAAAAGAACAACAUGAAAUCGCACAAUUUAUAUUCAU
Messenger RNA from Drosophila santomea, 949 nucleotides. RefSeq lists its product as uncharacterized. The transcript has a single exon. Bases 290 to 712 code for a protein of 140 amino acids. The record is from RefSeq and is a predicted model, not a curated record. NCBI's taxonomy places the organism in Eukaryota, Metazoa, Arthropoda, Insecta, Diptera, Drosophilidae.